AUCCAUGGCGACAAAAGCAUCGAAAACAGCAACCAACAUGGCGGAGCGGAUCAGACAGAGGUCACCAAAGAGGGUUUUUAUCAACAACAUAGACUCAUACACGUCUAAACACAUCUCCAAGUUCUUAUCAGAGUGUGUGCUGGGAGCGGAUGCUGAUGGAGAAAAUGAAGAAGAGGAGGAGAGGAGGACUUCAGACCACAUUGGAGAGAAAUCUUUCCAUGUUGUUGGGACUGUUUCUGGGUCCCCUGAGGAGGAGGAGGAGAAGGAGGAGGACGACAGACCGUACCUGCUGGAGGAGUAUUCAAAUAUGAACAGAGACGCCCUGCUCUCCAAACUGAUGCUCUGCGACGUAGUCAUCUACAACAUUACCCAGCAUGCCGAGCAAGUGGAUGAGGCUCUGUGGGCGGUCACAGCUCUGCAUGAUCAAAUGGAAACGUUCUCUGCACCGAAGACCUUCAUCCUCAUCUCCACUGUGAUGACCUGGGCUUGCAGCAAACCUGUCGAUCCUGACGAUCUGGAGCUCCCGUUCACUGAUGAGUUUUUCCGGAGGAGACGAUCUCACCCUAACUUCAAACGUCACAUCGACCUGGAGAAGAGGGCGGUGAAGAUGGGAAAAACUAACAGGAAGCUGUUCUCCACGUACGUGGUGGCGUCAGGGCUGCAGUACGGGAUGGGAGAGCAGAUCUUUCACUUCUUCUUCAAGACGUCCUGGCUGGGACAGAAAGAGAGGAUUCCUGUGUUUGGAGACGGACUGAACAUCGUCCCCAUGAUCCAUGUGACUGACCUGGCAAGUGUGGUUCAGAACGUGAUCGAACAUCAGCCGAUGCGGUAUUACCUGCUGGCUGUGGACCAAUCACACAGCAGCAUGGAGGACAUUGUGAAGGCGGUUGCUUCUGUUCUUGGACCGGCAAAGAUCCAGAAGAGACCCUUUGAAGAAGCGUUCCUGACUCAGGACCUGAGUGUGAUGGAGGUGGAGUCCCUGCAGGUGAACCUUCGUAUGGAAGCGGUCCACAUUAAGGAGCUGUUCUCUGUGAGCUGGUGCUGUGAGUCCGGACUGCUUGAGAACCUGGAUCAGGUGGUGGAGGAGUUCAGACAGACCAGAGGGCUGCUGCCCCUGCGUGUGUGUGUUUUAGGUCCCCCUGCUGUUGGGAAGAGCUCAGUGUGCAAACAGAUCAGUAAACAUUACAAACUCCACCACAUCACACUGAAGGAGACCAUCUCUGAAACCAUCGCUCAGCUGGAGUCUGCUGUGGAUAACUACGAUCCAGAAGCAGAGAACGACCACUCUGCAGAGGAUCUGCUGUUCAGUCUGAAGGAGAGCAUGGAGCAGAACGCAGGUUGGCUGGAGGAUCAUCUGUUAGUGAAGGUGCUGAAACACAAACUGACGUCCAACCCGUGCAGAAACCAGGGCUUCAUCCUGGACGGAUUUCCAAAGACAUGCGAGCAAGCUAAAGAGCUCUUCUCUGCUCCUUCAGAUGAAGACCAUGAAUCAGAAGCUGAAACAUCCCUGAGCUCUUCACAGGGAAAGAUCAUUCCAGAGUUCCUGUUGGUCCUGGACUCCUCAGACUCCUUCCUGCAGGACCAGGUGAUGAAUCUGCCCGAGCGGCUCGUUCAGGAGUGGAACUACGAGCAGGAUCACUUCCUGCAGCGCCUGAACAGAUACAGAGAGACAAACAUGGAGGAGGAGACCGUCGUCAACUUCUUCGAUGAGCAGGACCUCUCCCUCCUGUACCUGGAGGUCACCAGCAGCAGUGAGACCGACUCCCUGCAGCUGAUGCAGAAGAUCAUCGACACGCUGGGACCGCCCAGGAACUACGGCUGCAGCAUCCAGGAGAAGGAGGAGGAGGAGAGGAGGGAGGCUGAGCAGAGCAUGAUGAGGGAGGAGCAGGAGAGAGCUGAGGAGAUGAGGAAGGAGGAGGAGGAGGCCAGACACAGAGCUGCACGCUGGGAGGAGUGGACUCGGCGCAGGGACGAGGAGAGGCGGCAUGAGGAGGAUCUGCUGGAGGCUCAGACCGUCUCUAUGAGGACUUACCUGGAGGAGCACGUGAUGCCCACCCUGCAACGUGGCCUGUUGGAGUGCUGCACAGCUCGGCCUAGUGACCCUGUCGACUUCCUGGCAGAGUUCCUCCUGAAACACAACCCGUCAGACUCCUGACAAGGAGGGUCAGCGUGUGUGUGUGAGCAGAGAGGCCUGAGAGGAGGGUCAAACACAACCCGUCAGACUCCUGAGAGGGAGGGUCAGCGUGUGUGUGUGUGAGCACAGAGGCCUGAGAGGAGGGUCAAACACAACCCGUCAGACUCCUGAGAGGGAGGGUCAGCGUGUGUGUGUGUGUGAGCACAGAGGCCUGAGAGGAGUGUCAGCGUGUGUGUGAGCACCGAGAGUGUAAAUAUGUUGCAUGUGUGUUCGAGACGUUUCUCAUGUUUCAUUUAAAUGAAUAAACCCUCCAGGAGAGGUUAGACCGG
Notolabrus celidotus (New Zealand spotty) is the source of this 2463-nucleotide messenger RNA. It is a transcript of the gene ak7b, whose product is annotated as adenylate kinase 7b. Lineage: Eukaryota; Metazoa; Chordata; Actinopteri; Labriformes; Labridae. The record is from RefSeq and is a predicted model, not a curated record. Gene Ontology annotation, cellular component: cytoplasm. The transcript has 19 exons. Gene Ontology annotation, molecular function: ATP binding; AMP kinase activity. Gene Ontology annotation, biological process: nucleobase-containing compound metabolic process. The coding region runs from base 5 to 2155 and encodes 716 amino acids.